Molecule: messenger RNA, 441 nt
Organism: Ornithodoros turicata
Lineage: Eukaryota; Metazoa; Arthropoda; Arachnida; Ixodida; Argasidae
Exons: 6
Coding region: 19-441 (140 amino acids)
Source: RefSeq, a predicted model, not a curated record
UCUACAACAGGCACGACUAUGUGUGACAUGAUCCGAGUCUUGUUACUGUCUCUUACGUGCAUCAGUUUUGCGUCCGCAGACGUGGACCGUCUGAUGAGCACGUUGAAGACCAUCGUGCACCACCAUGUGCAAAACGAGGAGCUCACGGAGAAAAUCAUGGCCAAGCUUGAAGAUUCUCGCGAGUGCUUUGACAUCGCCAAAGACAUAAACCAAGACAUUAUGGCGAAGUUCAUCGACAGUCUUGUUCCAACCAGCACCAUGUGCGCGGCUAGAGCUGUCGACGCAAAAGACGAGGCCGAGAGGAAAACGAUGUUGGAGAAGUGCUUCAAAGAAAACGUGGACUCGUUUAAGAAAACAAGUGGCAUGACGAAGGACGAGAUGGCCAAGUUCGACAAGUCAGGGGACUGCAUCGAAGCCAAGUUUGCAAACUUCAGCAUGUGA